AUGACCACCAAUUCGAUAUCCCAAUCGGCGCUCUUAUUAAAACGACAACUUCGAGAUUUGAAGCGAUCACCAGUAGAAGGAUUUUCAGCUGGUCUUCGUGGUGAUGUUGAAGAUAUUUACAAAUGGGAAGUGGUUGUACUUGGACCACCAGAUACCCCAUACGAAGGCGGAGUAUUUCGUGCUACACUCGAUUUCCCCGUUGAUUAUCCGCAACGACCGCCAAAAAUGCGAUUUAUAUCAAAAAUCUGGCAUCCAAACAUAGACAUGGAUGGCAAUGUUUGUAUAUCAAUUCUUCAUGAACCAGGCGAUGAUCGUUACGGUUAUGAGAAACCGGAGGAACGUUGGUUACCGGUUCAUACAGUAGAAACCAUUUUGCUAUCAGUCAUAUCUAUGCUUGCCGAUCCAAAUUACGAAUCACCUGCUAAUGUUGAUGCUGCUAAAAUGCUCCGUGAAAAUUAUCCAGCAUUUAAAAAGAAGGUUGCUGAAUGCGUGCGCAGAACUCAAGAAGAAACUUAG
Molecule: messenger RNA, 516 nt
Organism: Cercopithifilaria johnstoni
Lineage: Eukaryota; Metazoa; Nematoda; Chromadorea; Rhabditida; Onchocercidae
Source: the annotation of a GenBank genome assembly